AUGGAUUACGCUACUAUAGGUAGAGUGGUUACGCUGUUAUGGAGUAUAUGGCAUAACCAGAAUGAUAAAAUUUGGAAUGAUAAUCUUAGAAGUCCAAACCAAAUUGGUCGGGCUGCGUUUGAUCAUUGGAACAAGUGGUUUGCAGUCCAUAAGUUGCGAAGUAACGAUGAUAAUGAUGUUCCGCUUGUCAACACCAAUCGGUGGGAAAAGCCUCGUAUAGGAUGGUUAAAGUGCAAUGUAGAUGCAGCAUUUUUUGUCGGUGCAAGUAGGACCGCGAUGGGUGCUUGUUUUCGUAAUAAUUCUGGUGAGUUUAUGUCUGGAAUUAUGUAG
Trifolium pratense (red clover) is the source of this 330-nucleotide messenger RNA. RefSeq lists its product as uncharacterized. The transcript has a single exon. The coding region runs from base 1 to 330 and encodes 109 amino acids. NCBI's taxonomy places the organism in Eukaryota, Viridiplantae, Streptophyta, Magnoliopsida, Fabales, Fabaceae. The record is from RefSeq and is a predicted model, not a curated record.